Morus notabilis is the source of this 804-nucleotide messenger RNA. RefSeq names its product iron-sulfur assembly protein IscA, chloroplastic. The record is from RefSeq and is a predicted model, not a curated record. Bases 71 to 592 code for a protein of 173 amino acids. Gene Ontology annotation, molecular function: iron-sulfur cluster binding; protein-macromolecule adaptor activity. Gene Ontology annotation, cellular component: chloroplast stroma. Gene Ontology annotation, biological process: iron-sulfur cluster assembly. The transcript has 3 exons. NCBI's taxonomy places the organism in Eukaryota, Viridiplantae, Streptophyta, Magnoliopsida, Rosales, Moraceae.
GAAGAGAGAGAGAGAGAGAGAGAGAGAGAGAGAAAGAGAUUGUGUCGUUUACGUUUUACGUUUCUCUGCAAUGGCGUUCUCUGCAAUUACGUCCCGUUGCCCCUCCGUUCUUCGCUUGCCGAAAAACCCUCCGUCGACCUCUCUUCCUCGGAGCUCAGUUUCUUUCCGUUUCUCUCACCUAAAACUCAGCCAUAGAAAACCCCUUUCAAUUCGAUCGGUUUCAAUUCCAGCUGCGCCCACAUCUGAGGGGGUCGCCCCUGCAAUUUUGAUCACGGACAAUGCAUUGCAGUACUUGAAUAAGAUGAGAUCUGAACGGAAUGAAGAUUUGUGCUUAAGAAUUGGAGUUAAGCAGGGUGGUUGCUCUGGCAUGUCUUACACAAUGGAGUUUGAAAAUAGAGCAAACGCACGACCGGAUGACUCUAUCAUUGAGUAUAACAGUUUUGUGAUCGUGUGUGAUCCGAAGAGUCUUCUCUUCCUAUUUGGCAUGCAAUUGGAUUACAGUGAUGCUCUUAUUGGUGGAGGUUUCUCUUUCAAGAACCCCAAUGCUACACAAACUUGUGGUUGUGGCAAAUCCUUUGCAGCAGAGAUGUAGGAUUAAUUAUGCACAUUAAACAGUCAAAACAUAUAAUGUAUAGAAUACAAUUGUACUUGCCUUUUUUUCCCUUCUUUAUUUUUUCAAAUAUUAUUGGUAUAAUAUAAGUUAUAUAACAUAAGAACUUGGUGAUACCGCGGUGAUGUGAACGUGAUAGAAAUGGUUUUCUAAAGGGAAAAGUGCCAUAAUGCCCUUUUAUAAUAUCAUUUUUA